Mytilinidion resinicola is the source of this 1326-nucleotide messenger RNA. RefSeq names its product type 2A phosphatase-associated protein 42. Gene Ontology annotation, biological process: regulation of dephosphorylation; regulation of signal transduction. Lineage: Eukaryota; Fungi; Ascomycota; Dothideomycetes; Mytilinidiales; Mytilinidiaceae. The record is from RefSeq and is a predicted model, not a curated record. Gene Ontology annotation, cellular component: cytosol. Gene Ontology annotation, molecular function: protein phosphatase 2A binding. The transcript is spliced from 3 exons. Bases 41 to 1105 code for a protein of 354 amino acids.
AACACCACCAGCGGUGAUACUCGCACCUAACAACGAAGCCAUGGAUGAAGACCAGCCCAAAAGCAUAAGAUGGCUGUUCGUAGAAGCGGAAAGACGUCGUGACCAGCUCGAGAAGUCCUGGGAUUCCAACAGCACUGCCUACCAGGAAAAUCUCACGGCGGCAAUCGCCACGUACGAAGAAUGUUUGCGUGUAGCAGACCAGGUCUCACUCUACAGCCCGAAUGAGACACUCGAUGACAUCUCUAGCGGGGACUUGCAAUACAUGCCGCUCAACUACCACCUCGCUGAGCUCAUUCUAAAAAUCACGGGGGGCGACCGCAAGGCCUACAUCAAGCGGGCGCAAAUUUGUUACGAGAAGUUCCUGAAACUACUGGAUUCGUACGACAUGCUCUCCAAGUCCGACGCUAGGCUGCUGGAGCGCUAUCUCGACGCCCGCGACGAGUUUUCCACGGCGUCGACGACGGACGCCGCAGCCCGACGCGAGAUGAAGAUCUCGAGGUUCAAGGAGGAAAAGGAGCUGAAACGGAAACUAGAGUAUCUCAGACAGAACCCCACGGCGCUAGAAAACGACGAUGCAGCCUUGAGGCAGCUUCACAUGACUAACGUUGCACUAUGCGUUCACCAAGCAUUUCAGUCUCUAGAGUCAUGCGCGCAAGAGUUGAAGAUCCUUGCCUUGGCUCCGCCAGCACCACCUGCAGGACAGCCUCAGAACCCAGGUGACUCUCGCCAGGAAGAUAGAGGCGAUGCGUACUCUGAGCGCUUAGAUAACCCCCUCGUUGGGGGCUUGAGGUCAUCCGGCCCCAUUCUCAGUAGCGAUGGCAAGCCCUUGCGGCCAUUCACGUUGCUAGACAACCGACAGGUGUUGCGACAAGGCGUGUUCAGGCCUGAUCACAGCCUACCCACCAUGACGAUCGAUGAGUAUCUGGAGGAAGAGAAGCGAAGAGGUGGGAUUAUCGAAGGGGGCGGUGAGCAGUCCGGGAUCCGCCCUGAGCCGAACGAAGAUGACCUGGUUGCUGCAGAUGCGGAGACAAUGAAGGCGCGUGCAUGGGAUGAAUUCAAAGAAGACAACCCGAAAGGGUCAGGCAACACGCUGAACCGUGGCUGAUUAGGGAAUAUGACGUAUCUAUCCGAAGCACGUGUCUACGUAUGUUGUCCCACGCUGAAUGCAAGUCUAAUAGGAGACAUGCAGUCAUGAUACGUAGCGAGAGUGUAGCGAAAAUCUAGCGAGAGUGUAUACAUGUGUGACAGAUCAGAGCUUAUAUUUCCCUAGUUCAGGCCACUUCUGAAGCACGGCGGUGAUCAAAUCCUCCGAAAGUAGCUUGUAGG